This is a messenger RNA of Arvicola amphibius (Eurasian water vole), 3488 nucleotides long. RefSeq names its product NGFI-A binding protein 2 (gene Nab2). The transcript has 7 exons. NCBI's taxonomy places the organism in Eukaryota, Metazoa, Chordata, Mammalia, Rodentia, Cricetidae. Gene Ontology annotation, molecular function: transcription coregulator activity; transcription factor binding. Gene Ontology annotation, biological process: negative regulation of DNA-templated transcription. The record is from RefSeq and is a predicted model, not a curated record. The coding region runs from base 1514 to 2992 and encodes 492 amino acids. Gene Ontology annotation, cellular component: nucleus.
CCCACGCCCUCCUCCCGCCAGCCCGGCAGCCAGCGCAGCGCCCGGCCUCGCUCCCCGUGCGUCCUGCGGGGGAGGAGGCGCGGAGAGGCGGCAAGCGCAGCCGGGGAGGUGGGGGCAGAGGCACACAGAGGCGCGGAGGCUCGGAGAGAGGAGACGUGGAGGGAGGGACGGAGCCCGGACAGCGGUGGACCGGGGACGCGCGCAGCAGGCAAAGCGCAGCGCGCAGCAGGCGCCGGGAACGGAGAGGGGAGGCACGGGUGAUCUCUGGCCGUCCAUGCACAGAGUGCCCUCUCCCACAGCGGAGCAGCCACCUGGCAGAGGAGAUAACACUCGCCGGACCCCUCAGCCCAGACUCAAACUUGCUCAGUGGGCAUGACCUGGCAGGUGAGCCCCCUGCAAAGAAUGUCCCUAAGCGCCAGGGGAAGCUCCAGACCUUCAUCUGACAACAGUGCGAGGGGUGGGGGCGCUUAGCUGGCUCAGUGUGUCACUAGAAGGUAGCGCACCAUCCCUAGGUUCUAGAGAAAGUGGUUCAUUUGGGUUAAGGGAGCAUCUUUGGGGCUUGAGGGGGGGUGUGCUUCAGGCGUCCCUUUUCAUUAACCGACCACAGCGAAGGGAGGGGUAGUUUCGUGUGCAGCCCCUUCCUCAAGAGGCCUUCAACUGCUUCCGCACUGCCUUUAGAAGAUUAGUGUGGAAAAUAAGGGAGACAAGAGUAGGCGGGAGCCCUCAGGCGGUUUUCGCCCACAGACGCUGCCACUGUAGGAGUGUGUGGGAAGGAACGGCCCCAGAGCAGAACAAUUGAGGCUUCCCUCCCCCAUUGCCUGAGAAGAGAGGGGCUUGCUGAAUAGUGGGAAGGGCGGCACAAAAGGAGGGAAGGAAGCAACUGAAGGGUACUGGACAGCCUGGAAAGUUGGGGCAGAUACUAGAAGGGUGCAGUAACUUCCAAUCGCAGUAAACUGAGGCAGAGGAGCACGGGUCCAUUAGGUUCACUGAAAAGCCAAGGAAGAGGCCACACCCCUCCCUCUCAGCUACCUGGACAAGGAGUAGCCCCGGUUUCCUAAGUUAACUUUAAUGUGGGAUGUUACGUUAAGUAAUGCUGAGCCUGCUGAGUUUUUAGGGGGAGAGUAAGGGCUAUAAUUUGGGUGAAAGUGGGUCUAGUCAUUUCAGAGAAGUGCUAGUGGGCCUCAGUGUUCAGGAUUGUGCUGCCUCUCCCCCACCAGAAAGAUCAAGAAAAAAGAUGAGGUAAGGGUUUCCCCGAUGGCUGUAGAUAGGGCACUGGCUUUUGGUACUUCUGGCUAGUCUGGGACCUCACGGGCAUGGUUAUGCCUCUGAGCCAUGCUCAGUUCCCAAAGUGCUCAGCCUUGGCCACUGGGCAGAGAAAGCAUUCAAAAGAGAGAAGGGACAAGGAGGAGGCAGAAAAGAGAGGACAAUUGUUGGUGUGGGUUGGUACCCAGCAGGGGCUCUUGUACUCACUGCCUCUCUCCUGCCCUUCCUUCUCAGGGCAAGUGCCCCAACCAUGGCACUGCCUCGAACACUGGGUGAGCUGCAGCUGUAUCGGGUCCUGCAGCGUGCCAAUCUCCUUUCCUACUACGAGACCUUCAUCCAGCAGGGAGGGGACGAUGUGCAGCAGCUGUGUGAAGCGGGUGAGGAGGAGUUCCUGGAAAUCAUGGCGCUUGUGGGCAUGGCCACCAAACCACUCCAUGUCCGACGUCUACAGAAGGCUCUGAGAGAAUGGGCCACCAACCCAGGGCUCUUCAGCCAGCCAGUGCCUGCCGUACCUGUCUCCAGCAUCCCACUUUUCAAGAUCUCUGAGACAGCGGGUACCCGGAAAGGGAGCAUGAGCAAUGGGCAUGGCAGCCCAGGCGAAAAGGCAGGCAGUGCCCGAAGUUUCAGCCCCAAGAGUCCCCUUGAACUUGGAGAGAAGCUGUCGCCACUUCCUGGAGGACCUGGGGCAGGGGAUCCCCGGAUCUGGCCAGGCCAGAGCACUCCAGAAUCCGAUGUUGGAGCAGGAGGAGAAGAGGAGGCUGGGUCACCCCCUUUCUCCCCACCUGCAGGGGGAGGAGUCCCUGAGGGGACUGGGGCUGGGGGGAUGGCAGCAGGUGGGACUGGAGGUGGCCCAGAUCGCCUGGAACCAGAGAUGGUGCGGAUGGUGGUGGAGACUGUGGAGCGGAUCUUCCGGAGUUUCCCCAGGGGUGAUGCUGGAGAGGUCACAUCCCUGCUGAAGCUCAAUAAGAAGCUGGCACGGAGUGUGGGCCACAUCUUUGAGAUGGAUGACAAUGACAGCCAGAAAGAAGAAGAAAUCCGAAAGUACAGCAUCAUCUAUGGCCGCUUGGAUUCCAAACGGCGGGAGGGCAAGCAACUCAGCUUGCAUGAGCUUACCAUCAAUGAGGCUGCUGCCCAGUUCUGCAUGAGAGACAACACACUUUUACUUCGAAGGGUGGAACUCUUCUCGCUGUCCCGCCAAGUAGCCCGAGAGAGCACCUAUCUUUCCUCCUUGAAGGGAUCCAGGCUUCACUCUGAAGAAUUAGGAGGCCCGCCACUGAAGAAACUGAAACAAGAGGUUGGGGAACAGAGUCAUACUGAAAUCCAGCAGCCUCCCCCAGGCCCCGAGUCCUAUGCACCCCCAUACCGCCCCAGCCUAGAGGAAGACAGCGCCAGUCUGUCUGGGGAGAGCCUAGAUGGCCACUUGCAGGCUGUGGGGUCGUGCCCAAGGCUGACGCCGCCCCCUGCUGACCUGCCCCUGGCAUUGCCAGCGCAUGGGCUAUGGAGCCGCCACAUCCUGCAGCAGACACUGAUGGAUGAGGGGCUGCGGCUCGCCCGCCUCGUCUCCCAUGAUCGCGUGGGCCGCCUCAGCCCCUGUGUGCCUGCAAAGCCGCCUCUCGCAGAAUUCGAGGAAGGUUUGCUGGACCGCUGCCCAGCCCCGGGACCUCAUCCCGCUCUGGUGGAGGGUCGCAGGAGCAGCGUAAAAGUGGAGGCGGAGGCCAGCCGGCAGUGAAAGUGGGGAUGUCUCAGACCCAGGACCCCAGGCUUCUGGCUCACUUAGACCCCCCACAUUGUCCAUCCUCGAACUCCACUCACCGCCCUAGAAGGAUCCUUCUGCUGCCCUUCUGCCCCAUGGGCACAGGACUAUGGGGCUUCAAGCAAUAACAAGCAGGGGCCUGGCCAGAGGACACUAGGAGGGUGCAAGGUGCGCCCUCACCCGGCUCAGGGGCACGGACUUUGCCUCCAGCCUGCUGGGGCUUUUCCUUCCCUCACCACACACACCCAUUCUCCAGGUGGCCGCCAGUGGAAUGAGCAGCUGGACUCAGCUUGGACGUGGGGAAAGAACUUCCUGGGAAGGUCUAGCAACCGGAAACGGCACCGUUUGCCGGGAGACUUGGGGCCUGGGAAAGCUGGGUCUCCCCUCUCUCCCCAUUUUUUGUGCUUCUAGUUUGUUUCUUUAAUUUAACAAGUGCUGCGGUUUGCCCACCCCCCCCAACCCCCGUUAUCGC